CGAAUCAAGAAUCCCGUAGAACCCUUGAAAGACCCUCGCCGCAGGGGGUGCUGGGUAUAAAACAGCGUUUCUCCGGUAGUGAUAUCAGGGCGUCAUGGCGGCCGGGUCUCCGAUCGGCGGCAUUCCUUGCCUGCUAAUAGAGAUUGUGAAGGAGCCUGUGGGAGGGUCUGCAGGGCUGGGGUUCAGCAUAGGGGGAGGGAUCGACCAGGACCCCAGCAAAAAUCCAUGGGCACCAGAUGACACGGGCAUAUUUGUAACCAAUGUUAUGCCUGAUGGACCAGCAGCGAGGGCAGGGCUGAAUCCAGGGGACAAAAUAUUACAGGCCAAUGGCUAUGACCUGACAAUGGCCACACACAAGGAUGCCAUCAAAUACCUGACCAAGAAAAAAGAACAGGUCAUACGACUGAAGAUCUUCAGACCUGACAUCCUGCGAACUCGAGGGAAUCCCUCCAUGUAACGGUCACUCCGUACCGCGUGGCUGUUGGACCCUGUAGGUGCCUUCUUGUGUAGACCAGCUACGCCUUACAAGAGGGACAGUGUUCGAGAGCUACUGUCUGUUUUAUGCCUAGAUCACAUUUCCAAUCUGGGGCCCAACCGGGCAGCUUUCAGGAACAAAAAAUAUGAUAUCAAAGACACCAAAAUACACAAAACAUAAGAAAGGUUGGCAUGAUUUGUGCUCAUUUCUAGGUAUUUCUAAUUUUCGUUUCUGAAAACAGCCGGGCCCGGGUUUAGAAAUGUGACCAUACUAGCAUUAGCUGUUAUGUGUACGUAUAUGUGUGGUAGGAAAAAAUGUUCUGCUGCAACCAGCCAAAUUCCUAGCCACUUUUAGAAAGUGGUGUUGCCUUCUGCACCAAUUAAUGUAUAUGUUUGCUUGGAAACGAAAGUUUCUUGUCUUUGGGUUUAUCUCCAAAAUACACGAAUGUGCUUCUUUCUAUACAUGCACUUCCUAGUGGACUCUAAUGCUGUAUAAAUUGUUGCUGAUAUGAAUUAUGAGGACGAAACACGGUAGAUCUAUGAAAGGAUUGUAUAGGAACACACAAAAGAGUGGAAUUCUAGAUUUGUAGAGGAAUAAAAGUUCUUCGUUGGAUUGUUUUAGAUCCUAUGUUUAGUUGGAUUUUUGCAUGAUUUAGAGUCCACUAUGACAUCGUCUUUUGUAAGUUAUGUCAAUGUAGAGUCAGUAAAGUGCCGUGUAGUAUUUGCUGCAGUUAUUGAUAAGUAUGCUGCUUUGUUGUACACGUAUGGACUAUUAUUAUGACCAUUUCAUGCUCAUUUUAAGUGACAUCGAGUGUGACUCCCAAAGAUGCAUUCCAAAGACAUUAUGACAAAAAAUCUUGAUUGCUUUUUUGAUUGUCGUCUGUUGCAUGAACUGGAAUUUUACUCAAACCGUCUUAAGUUUAUUUUUUGAAGAGAGAAGUUUUACACAAAAAUCUGAAGUGUCAGAUUGUACAGCCAAACCACUGUGAUACUGUUACUGUCCAACCAACUUGAACAACACCCUCAUAUAACCACCCAAAACCUUGUCCUUUACAUGUACAUGGAUACAAGCAAGACCUAAGGAACAUUCCAUUUUUUUGUUUCCAAGUCAUACUUUUUCAAAUAAGAUUUGAUGAUAGACAUUGAGAAGUAUUCCUUUUCUGAUAUUUUUUUAUAAAGAAAAGAUUACAUUGAUAAUGAUACCAAUACCUUUGAUAAGAAAGUAGAACAAAGAGAAUUUCUCUAGACUGCCCCCCCUGACAUUUGAAAAUAGAAUACCACAAAACUGUUAACUGAAAUGAUGUCUAUGACAUCUUUAUAUUUGUCUUUUAAUUUUUUAAACUGAUACUUAUUGAUGUACUUGCAGAUAGCUUACAUGUAAUCUUGCAGCCUGGCUUUCAAUUUUAAUAUCAUUGCCUGAAUUUUCAUUUGUGUACAUUUAUUUCACACAUGUAUGCUGACAAUACAAUCCUGACAAGAGCAUUAUCCUAUUUGUACUACUAUUUGAAGAACCCAAAGUCACUUGUGCCAUGUAAGACAUACAUGUACCUGUCAAGAUUGUAGAAAUCUUCAAUUUGUAUUUCAUCAUAGGCUGAUUUUAAUGAGUUGUCACAAACUUUCCCCCAAUAAUACUUUUUAUUAGUAUUUGAAAAAAAAGAAGAGCUCAAAAUAGUCCCAGAAGUUACAUUGUAUGGAGCAAUCAGUUGAUGCCUGCCAUGUACACAAAUGCACCAAAACAUACAUAUACAAUGUGAAUACAUUUAUUUCUCCAGAAACUUCUUAAGUUACAGAAAGCUUCCAUGACCAGAAUGGUUGUUCACAAAAUGUCUUGCCAAGUUAGAUGUGGUGAUUUUGGUACUACUGAGGACAAGUCUUUUUCUAACCCAGAAUGAAGUCUGGAAGAACUGAUCAUGAUCUUCAUUCAGCUAAGAAAGUUGAAACAGUAGAACCAAUAAUGGCACACUGGAAGUUGUAGAAUGGUUUAGGCAUUUUUAUAUAACUGUGAUUAUGACUAUUACCGAUGUUGUAUUGUUGGAUUUAAGUAGUGAAUGAAUACAGUGCCAUUUUAUCACUUUGUGUAAUUUUAAUGUGCUGUUGUAUGAAGAGAGCCUGAAGUGACAAUCAACCAACUUGUUCCAUGUAUUUUUAGAAGGGGGAAGUAAGCAAGAAAAAUUACAAUUUCAGUACAACAUGAAAUGUUUGACUUCAGAUCAAUGGAUCCAAAUGGAUGAUGAUUAAUGAUCUUUUUUAAUCCUUUGUUGAUGUCUGUGCAGAGCACAAGACCCUGCUUGAUGUAACCUUUUAUUACCCCAUUGGAAAGAGUACUAAGUCCGUGAUUUAGACAGUGUUGAUGACUAAUAUUAAUGCAGUAUUGUGCCAGAGGCCAAUUUAGGAUGUCUCUUCUGACUAGAAAUGGACAAGUGAAAUAAAGAGAGAGGUUGAACA
This is a messenger RNA of Branchiostoma floridae (Florida lancelet), 2919 nucleotides long. RefSeq names its product tax1-binding protein 3-like. The transcript has 4 exons. Gene Ontology annotation, molecular function: protein binding. Lineage: Eukaryota; Metazoa; Chordata; Leptocardii; Amphioxiformes; Branchiostomatidae. Gene Ontology annotation, biological process: neurotransmitter receptor transport, endosome to postsynaptic membrane; neurotransmitter receptor transport postsynaptic membrane to endosome. The record is from RefSeq and is a predicted model, not a curated record. Gene Ontology annotation, cellular component: postsynaptic membrane; adherens junction; postsynaptic density. The coding region runs from base 95 to 457 and encodes 120 amino acids.